Saxophila tyrrhenica is the source of this 999-nucleotide messenger RNA. RefSeq lists its product as uncharacterized. Lineage: Eukaryota; Fungi; Ascomycota; Dothideomycetes; Mycosphaerellales; Extremaceae. The coding region runs from base 1 to 999 and encodes 332 amino acids. Gene Ontology annotation, molecular function: oxidoreductase activity, acting on NAD(P)H. The record is from RefSeq and is a predicted model, not a curated record. The transcript is spliced from 2 exons.
AUGGCGAACAGUUCAGCCUACCUAGACGCCAUCGGCAAACCUCUGCGUGUCGGAGAAGCCGAGAUCCCUCAACCAGGAAAACAUGACAUUGUCGUCAAAAACCGCGCCAUCGCCCUCAACCCGGCAGACCACAUGCAAGCCAACACCAACUUCAUGAACUUCCCCUACCCCAUCGUCCUCGGCUCAGAUGUCGCUGGACACGUCCACUCCGUCGGAACCCAAGUGACCCGAUUCCAACCUGGCGACCGCGUGGCGGGCUUCGCUCAAUGGCUGAUUCGCGGGACGCCAGAGGACGGAGCAUUCAGUCUUUACACGCGGCUUCCGGCUGGUAACGCCGCACGGAUUCCGGAGAGUGUUUCGUUCAACGAGGGUGCGGUGCUGGGGAUGGCGAUCGGGACGGCGGUGUCCGGGUUGAAUGGAGAGGGGCACUUGGGUCUGUUGUUUCCAACGUUGAACACCGAGUCGGAUGGGAGGGUGCUUGUGGUGUAUGGAGGCUCGAGUUCGAUUGGCUCGAUGGCGAUUCAAUUGGCGGCUGCAGCAGGACUUCGGGUGGUAAGCAUCUCCAGUGCGAAGAAUUUUGACAUGUGUCGACGCUGCGGUGCUUCUUCAACCUUCGACUACACCAGCGCCAGUGUCGUUGACGACGUCGUCGCUGCGGUUGGCAAAGACCCUUGCGUGGGCAUCUUCGAAUCGAUAUCUAGCGAGGACUCCUUCAAGACCAGCCUCGCCAUCCUGGAAAAGCUUGGAGGCGGCCGCAUGGCUUGCAGUCUGCCUCCCCCGAAGGAAUUGUCCGAUCAUAUCAAGGCAACUUGGAUGGUGGCUACCGGCGAGCAUUCGAUCCCGGUAUUCGAAGACUUCGUUACGCAGGCGCUUGAGAGUGGACGACUGAAGUGUCUGCCGGAGCCGUUAGUAGUGGGAAAGGGAUUGGAGAGCUUACAGAAGGCUUUGGAGGUGUUGCAGGCGGGCAUGAGUGCGAGGAAAGUCGUGGUGGAGCUUUAG